GAGAAAAGGGGCGGGGUGGUCCGAGCUGCUGUGCUGGCAGCAGUAGGCGAGGGCGCGGCUGCGGGGUUCCUGGUGCUGAGCACGGACGCCAUUGGAGCCCCAGGGAAGGACCCCCAGCACCGCGACCGUCAGACUCAAGCGCCCCUGUCCCAGCCGGGAGCUGCCCGGGUGCCUGCCAGCUCAACCGUUGUGACAGACCCUGAGCCGAAGAAACAGCCUGCCACCGGGUCCCGCCCCCUGCCCCUGAGGCAGAGCUCUCAGCUCCCUGGGAGCCCCAGCAUGGCUGAGGGAAGCUACAGUGUGCAAUCUGGAAACUCCAGUGUCGAAGACAUGGAUGAGGGGAGCCACCAAGUCAGGGUGGCAGAGAUGGUUGGAGGCAGCGACUAUGAAGAGUUUGGUGCCUUUGGUGGCUAUGGCACACUCACCAGCUUUGACAUCCAUCUGCUCAGAGCCUUUGACACCUUGGGUUCCGGCUUUCACAUCUUAGCGAAUGAGCCCUGGGAGCUGGAAAGUCCUGUGCUGGCUCAGACCCUGGUGGAGGCAUUGCAGCUGGAUCCAGAAACCCUUGCCAAUGAGACCGAGGCCCAUGCCGCCAGUGUCGCCCGCUCUGCCGCCUCCAACCGAGCCGCUCGGGCCGCUGCCGCUGCCGCCCGCAGGUCCAUCCGUCAGGUGGUGGCUCACCACAUGGUGCCCACACAGCCGGCCACAGGAGACGGUGCCCAGCCUGGGACAUACUCUGAGGCUCAGGGGCCCGCCCCGGAGGCAAUCCUGGUCUCACCUCCGACAUCCCAGAUGUCAGUCGUCAGUGAGAUGGCCGCCCCUGGGGCUCCAGCAGUCUCCACGCAUUCCCAGACGGCCUCCCUGGACCAGGCGGCUGCUGCCAGGGGUCCAAGUACUGCCUGUGCUGGGGGUCCUAGUCCCGCCUGUGCCGAGGGUCCCAGUACUGCCUGUGCCGAGGGUCCUAGUACUGCCUGUGCUUUCUCUCAGGCUCCAAGUGCCAGUGAAACGGAUGCCACCUGGCCCCAGGCAGGCUUCCUGGGCCAGAAGGAUGUCUUUGAUUUCACUCAGCCAGCAGGUGUCAGUGGCAUGGCCUUCACCCGCCCCAAGAGACCUGCUCCAGCCCAAGAGGCCGCCACGGAGGACCCUAGUGCCGCCUCUGGUGGGCCUCAGGCAGCACCUGCCCGGGAAGCGGCAGCCACCGGACCCAAGAACACCAAAUCUGGGAAGGCUGUGGCCAAGACUCGGUGGGUGGAGCCUCAGAAGGUUGUGACCUCAGCGGCUGCCAACAGCAAGACGGCCACAAGCAUCCCUGAG
Molecule: messenger RNA, 1314 nt
Organism: Chinchilla lanigera (long-tailed chinchilla)
Lineage: Eukaryota; Metazoa; Chordata; Mammalia; Rodentia; Chinchillidae
Product: melanoma-associated antigen D4-like
Exons: 4
Source: RefSeq, a predicted model, not a curated record